Molecule: messenger RNA, 759 nt
Organism: Aureobasidium vineae
Lineage: Eukaryota; Fungi; Ascomycota; Dothideomycetes; Dothideales; Saccotheciaceae
Source: the annotation of a GenBank genome assembly
AUGGGACAGGGCAACGACACUCAGCAAGACCUCCCCACCUGGUUCGUGGAGACACGGAAGAAGGGUGUGAGCGUGGCAGGAAACGCGCUCUUUACCAUCUUGCGACUCGCCGACCUGUCUCUACAGUACUAUCUUUUGUCAUCCGGGCUAGGACUGAGACUCGUGCAUAAGCUGGGCGGUACGACUAUCUCGAAUGCAGUCGCGUCGCCAGCUACUGCAAUCGGCCUCUCGCCGUACCACUCCCUCGUAUUUGGCCUCGCUGUCGGCAGUGCUGCUAAACAGAUUUAUUGGUGUCUGGGAGUAGCAGACAAUAAAUUCGAUCCUGGAUUUGCAACCAUGAUUGCUUCGUACAACACUGUUCUGAACACCUUCAAUACUUUGCUCACGCUUUGGACUGUCACUUCAAACCGUUCUGCAGUGGCCAAUACUUGGACUGAACUGUUCACCAGCCGACCAAGUGUCGCGAUCGGCGCCGGACUCUAUGGGCUCGGGUUGUUCACGGAAUGGUGGUGUGAAGUACAGCGCAAGCGAUUCAAGAAGAACCCAACCAACAAAGGCAAGCUUUGCACUGAGGGUCUGUUCGGGCUGGCACGCAACAUCAACUAUGGCGGUUAUACACUGUGGAGAGCUGGCUACAGCCUUGUCUGCGCCGGGAUCCCUUUGAGUGUUGCAGUAGCUCUGUUUCUAGCUGGUGACUUCUCGCAGAGAGCCAUACCGUUGUUGGAGACGUAUUUGGCACGNAAAGGUAAGAUGAUUUGA